CCGCUACCUCUCCUCUCCCCCGCCGCCACACCAAGCUCCUCCGACCAUGGCCACCCCCGCCUUCCUCGUCCUCUCCCUCCUCGCCCUGGCGUCCCUCGCGGCGUCGCAGGCGCCGGCGGCGGGGCCGACCGCGCCGGACUGCAGCUCGGCGCUGACGAGCCUCGCGGGCUGCCUCACCUACAUCCAGCCGGGGAGCCCGCAGAGCAAGCCGCCCAAGGAGUGCUGCGCGGGCGUCAAGGCCGCGACCGCCACCCCGGCCAGCGUCAAGUGCCUCUGCGACGCGCUCCACACCGACUACGGCGUCCCCCUCAACAUGACCCGCGCCGCCGCCCUCCCCGCCGCAUGCGGUGCCAGCGCCGCCGCCUUCAGCACCUGCAACAUUAAAUUGCCCGGCGCCCCUGGUGCCGCCCCUACCCAAGCGCCUUCACCAAGCUCUGGAUCAACACCAGCAACCGGCAGCCCAGGUCCAGCAAAGUCGGCAGCGACCCGAUCUCCGAUCUCGGUGGCAACCCUCGUCCUCGCUGCCUUGGUGGCACCUCUAUCUUACUACUGCCUCUGAAGAUUAUACUCGCCGCGUGAUUCAUUCCAUGGAUUAUUGUGAUGUGUAUGGGCAUUGCUUCGUGAUUUAGUGACAACUUUGUGGAGAGAGACAUUUUCCUGCUAGAGUUUGUUCAGUUUAGCUUACUGUCGCCUGAACUAUGUCUUGGCACCAAGUGGUUGUACAAUAUUUGCAUGGUGUCUCCAGAAUAAAAUUGAUGAAACCACAGCUAGCGUUGUAUC
This is a messenger RNA of Lolium rigidum, 780 nucleotides long. Its product is annotated as non-specific lipid transfer protein-like 1. The coding region runs from base 47 to 559 and encodes 170 amino acids. Gene Ontology annotation, molecular function: lipid binding. Gene Ontology annotation, biological process: lipid transport. The transcript has 3 exons. The record is from RefSeq and is a predicted model, not a curated record. Lineage: Eukaryota; Viridiplantae; Streptophyta; Magnoliopsida; Poales; Poaceae.